ACAUCCACAGCUUGCUUGCAACAUUCCCCUACCGAUUUGCAACAUUCCCCUAAGUGGUUGAACUAUUCCCUUAUAUGAUGCGAAACCCUGUAAAGUAUACUAAUUCGUGUAAUUACAUAAAUUAAUAGCAAACGUAGGCAAGAGACUCAAAUUUGUUUAAAAAAUGCACAUUUGCGACAAAUUUCUCUUCAUGAGAUUCCGGAUGUUUCAUGUUUUGACGUUUAAGUGUUCGUUAACUGAGAAUCACUCCAGUUAGCGAACCUCCAGUUAAAAAGCACUCCAGUUAAAACACAUCCAGUUAGCGGUCACCUACUGUACAUCGUGUGCGCGUAUCGCCCAUCAAGCAUCUAUUCCUCCCACUCAGCCGUGAAUCUCACCGUGCAGUGAUGCAGUGACCUGUGCGGGUGUGCGAAAAUGCAGAAAACGAACAAAACGAAAAGCUGCCCCUAUACAUCCUACAUGAAAAGGCCUGAUUUAACGUAAACAUGCCGGCGCGAGGAGGCGUUUUGAAAUCAGAGUAGCAGCGUGGAGGCUUCACCAGCGACAUCGACAAAGUUUUGGGCCAAAAACACAGCCAACAAUUGCCUGUUUUUGUUUUUUAUUUUAUUUUGGUCUAUCCUGAAAGCUUUAUGUCUCAUUUACUGUACAAUAUUCAGAUAUUGUGUAUUGUGUAUUGUGUAGUAUUGUGUGUUUAAUUUUGCUUAUUUAACACACAGGUUGGAAGGCCGAAGGAUCCUAGGGUUGUUGCGCUAUAAGUUACAGUGAAGGUCACCUAAAGUCGAACACCUCAAUUUUCACCUUUUAUAUGACUUUGGCACCAUGGACAGUUCUAUAGACCACCGCCCAAACUAGUUGAUGGACCUUUAAUACCUGUUAUCAAAUGGUUUAAGACCAAUAUGGUGGUCAAUAUUGGCAUGCCACGUGGUCAUUUUGCUAUUAAAUGAAGACUGUCCGACUUUCAGUGGACCACAUACAUUUCAUACCUUUUAUCACAUUUGUGAAUGGUGUUACGAGAUUUUAAAAUAUAUCGGUCUGACUUUUUGUAUGUGCAUAGCUCAAGAAUGUCCUCAAAGACGUGUGAAGAAAACUUUGCGGCACAAGUCAGAUAAAAGGUGAAAAUAUGAGGUGUCCGACUUUAGGUGGCCGCCACCGUAUAUGUUUUUAUAUUUCGUACCAAGCUUUAUGUUGUCUCCGUACUAUUUGAACCAUUGAAGGAAAGCAAAAUCAAGAUCGUAGUUAUUAAGAGACAUUAAGUCAACAAAAAAACUGUUUAAUUAGCACGAUAAUUAGUUGUAGAAUUACGACCAUAACGUUAGAAACAAAUUAAGUUCUGUAGUAUCGUAUGUAUAGCCUUAAUUUGCUUGAUAGUGUUAUUUUCUUGUUGUUUAAAAGUUUUUUUUUUCAAUACGUUUCGGCUAGAAGAGAGGAACUUGUAUAUCACGAAUUAGGAUAGGGAGUAGGGCUUUUGUGUAGCUAAAGGAUUACUCAGCGCAGUCACGAAUUCUUGCAUUCUUUAGCCAUAAUGUUUGUUUUUUGUUACAUUUUUUUGUUUGUUUUUUCCCCUAUUUUUCGGAAAUAACGUUGGGUGAAAGAGACGACCUGUAGAUCACGACACAGGACAGAGAAAUCGCACUAUAUACGUAGUUACACGAUUGCUUAAUACACAGUAACGAAUUUAAUACCAAUUAUAUCUUCUUGAAGCGGUGGUGCGGGGAGGAAUUGUGCCCCCCACCUGAAAGCUAUACAAAAGUAUUACCAAUUAACAAAACAAACAAACAAACGUGGGACAUUUCGAAACUGAGAUGACCUAAUUAUAUCAGGAGUGUGUAAAGCAAUAGAUUUAAUAAGCUUUAACGGAAUAACGGGGCGUCACACACAUAAGCAGGCAACACGGGCAGUCGUGUACAACAACGGAAGGCAGUUAUUUGUUAGCUAUCUACAUUGGACGAAAACCCCUCAAACAUUAAGCCAUGUUAUCUACGUUGUUGUAUAUUGAACAGAAUGGCAACAGCUGCAGCACACACCUUGUUACCGUUUUGUCUUGUUCGCUUUAUUUCGCCGGACGUCCAGUAGGUCAGCACACAGCGAUAGAGGAAAGGGUUUGUCCCUUCUUUUUUUUUUUCUUAAGAAGAUAAUUUAUUUAACACGUUGACUGCGGCUCCCUCACUGCUUUGCAAGUACAAUUUAUAACAUUGUUUGCAAGUAUAUUUCAUUUGAAGAAGGAAAAAAAAGCUAAUUCAGACUGGUAUUAGUAUUGAUUUAUGAACCAAGGGUUAAUGCAAGAAUCGGAACAUGUAUCAUGUUGUCUCUGUGUCUAUAAAAUCUUAGAAGUGGAAAACCAAACCGUUUAGGUCAUAAUUGUGUUUAUACGUGUCAUCAUGAGCAUCUGAGGUUAAAAUGAGUCAAUUUUACGCUUCACUCAUACUGAUAAGCUUCUCUAGUUGUGUGAUAUUGCUAUCGAUCGCUAUGCUCACGGAAAAUGUUGCUAUCACAGAGGAAUCCGGGGAGCAUGGCGUUCAACGUGUUAAAGCUUCUGUCUUGAGUUUUCUUCAUUGGGAGACUGUGUGUACAGCACGGUAACUUAUUGACCUUAGUGGGUGCGCUUCAGAAAAAAAUGGGUUGUUGAGGAUUCUUUUUCCUUCUGUUUUGACGAUUUGAUAUGAGGAAGAAGGACGGAUUUAUUUUUUUUAUCACGAUAUAGGAAGGGGAAUAUACCCGGAACGAGAUGGCAAAGAUGUACAGAAAGAUCCAUUUAUUGUGAACGGAAUAAAUACAACUUUAAAAAAAUAAUCCAUUCCAUCCUCUGAUGCAACCAAUCUGUUUGGCUGUUGGGAAUGCUGUGUGAAGUUUUUUCCCCUCCUUCGUAAAUUCGGGGAAAUGAACUACAAAAAAAAAACACUCAUGCCCUCGAGGCUACCCCCACGUUAACGACGGUAUGUGUAUUGGUGAUGGUUGCGCCGUGUAACGUGUACUAUCUUAUCGCCGCUAUCUUUCCUAUCGAUAUGUGUGUCUCGCUGCACUAUCGUUCUCAAAAAAAAAAAAAACUAAUACCGCGAUCCGCAAACCAGAAAAAAAUGGCUGGAAGCGAGGAAGAGUGUCCAGAGGGGCGGUCGCACCGUAUAGCGACACAUAUAGGACGGCGCGCGCGAGCACGAGACACAUGUAGCGCAAAGAGCGCGAGCAUGUGCAUGGGGCUUGCGUGUGUGCGCGAAUGCGCGACCCUUCACGUACGUCGCGCAUACACGGUGCCACGGACUGGUGUGGCGCGUGUGUUGGUCUGUGUGGUUGCCGGUCUCGAUUUCUGCUCCGCUAUUAGCGGCUUAGUGCUAACGGUGGUUCGUCUCGGUGUGGAUCUCGGUACGGUCGGCUCGUGCAGCGUUUCUCGCCCUGGGGCAGGGGAGAGAGGGAGAUGAAGGUCCCGAUCACAACGGUGCACCACGGUUCGCGCAGUGCCCUAUGAAUCAGCGCUUCACACCGCAUCAUUAAUCAAACUUUUCCAAAACUCUUCCACUGUCGAGCGAAUAGACUCUGCGUUGCAAUCAAAUGCUCCUGAGCGGCGGCGUAACGGCGCAUCGUCCUGCAACGCACGCUUCUUCAGUAUCCGUUCACCCCGACGCGCUAAUCGAGCGAUACAAGGUCCACGAUGGUGAAGGACCGCCUGGCCGAGUUGAAAGGCAAAAGUAAGUACGCGAAUCAAGGGCCGCAGGAUGGGGCGUCCGAAGUGGCCAUGCCGCUCACCAGGUCACAGGAGGAAAUUUUUGAAAAUCUCGAAAAGUUUGCACAGCUCACUGCCUGGAUACAGACGAUACGAGGCAACAUUACAGAAAUGCGGCAACAGAUCGGGUCCUCCAAGUUCCACUACAACGACAAACCCAUCCGGGAUCAGGUGGAGGAAAGACUGAAGGAAAACAAUCAGCUCUGCCAGCGAAUUUACACCACGAUCCGACAGCUCGAGUCUGAGCUCGGAGAGGACUGCAUCCGAACCGGGGUGCUGUUUCGCAUCAAGAACACACAGUUCCUGGUGAUACGGGACGACUAUCUCAGCGCGUACCGGGAGCACGAGGAGUUUGUGGCGUACUACGAGCAGCGCAUUAUGGCUCUGAUGAAGCUGGAAGCAAAAGCAAUGAGCUACAACAUCACGGACGAUGAGGCGCUGGAGCAACUUACCGGCAAUCAGAUGUCGCCGUUCGUAGGCAAUCUGCUGGAGGAAACGGAACGGGAGCGGCAAAAGCUGCGCGACAUCAUGACCCGCCACAGCCAGCUGGAAGCGCUCGAGAAGUCCCUAGUGGAGGUGCGGGACAUGUUCGUGCGUAUCUCGAGCCUGGUGAUGGAGCAGGGCAGCCUGGUGCAGGUGAUCGAGUAUCACGCGCAGCAGGCCACGCUCAACACCGAUCACGGUGCGCACCAGCUGCAGAAGGCGCGCGAGUAUAAGAUCAAGGCGCUCAAAAAGCGCACCUGUCUGCUGAUCUGGGUUAGUACCGCUCUCGCGGUGGUGCUGUUUUUGGUCAUCGUUUUCUAGCCCAAAACCCGCCCGUCUGCCUUAUUUACGUGUCUACUUCUAUAGUAUCUUGCCCGAUGGUAUUGGUUUAGUCUUCUUUUCAUCUGACGAACUGAUUCCAUUUUGACUUGCUGUGGUUGAAAGUAGCACGAAUUUAACGUGUGUGUUCUGCUUUACUUCUCCGAUAGGGAAUUCUCCGCCGAGGGGACGUUCUGCAUUAAGGUGGUACAGAUAAAUUCAAAAAAGAAAAAAAAACGAGCGCAUCUCGUUUUAACAGCCGUACUUUAAUGUUACAAUGAAUGAACUAUUUGAUUCAUUUUUCCUACUGUACAUCAUCUUCUAUUUCAACAUAAAAAACUCCCCAAAAUUACAUUGAUCUUUAGAUGCUUCAUAAAAAAUACAAAAAAAAAAA
This is a messenger RNA of Anopheles arabiensis, 4910 nucleotides long. Its product is annotated as syntaxin-4. The transcript is spliced from 7 exons. Gene Ontology annotation, cellular component: endomembrane system; synaptic vesicle; SNARE complex. The record is from RefSeq and is a predicted model, not a curated record. Gene Ontology annotation, molecular function: SNARE binding; SNAP receptor activity. Gene Ontology annotation, biological process: intracellular protein transport; vesicle fusion; vesicle-mediated transport. Lineage: Eukaryota; Metazoa; Arthropoda; Insecta; Diptera; Culicidae. Bases 3644 to 4519 code for a protein of 291 amino acids.